This is a messenger RNA of Lepisosteus oculatus (spotted gar), 6663 nucleotides long. RefSeq names its product gigaxonin (gene gan). Lineage: Eukaryota; Metazoa; Chordata; Actinopteri; Semionotiformes; Lepisosteidae. Gene Ontology annotation, biological process: cytoskeleton organization. The record is from RefSeq and is a predicted model, not a curated record. Gene Ontology annotation, molecular function: protein binding.
UGCUUUCACAUUUGUCCAUGGGCUGCACAACCACAACUGCGCGUCUUUUUGUGAAAAUACGGCAGCGGGGGGGGGACCGAGGCCGCUGUCGGCGGAAGUUGAAAGAUUGUUUACAUCCGCUUGGAGAUGGGAGGGAAUGCGGGUUUAGGCUGGCGCUGAAAAAUGACGUUGUCUAAAAAACAAGACCGGUCAGGUAGAUUUUGCAAAAGGAGUAUACAGGCCGCCGAGAAGCUAAGAAUUGCAUAACGCCGAGAUUACUGCUGGAAAGCACAGCUUUUCUACACAUUGAAUUUUUGACGAAAAAGCGUGUUGGUACGGACUGGGUCCUGGAGCGUUUGACGAAGGACGGCUGAAACGCACAUAAGGAAAACUUUGAAAAGUAAUAUAUUAACCCGAACUUUUGAAAACACAGCGAGUUUUCCGUUAUUUUUUUUCUCCCGCUGUUUUGUUAAAAAAAAAAAAAAUUAAAGGGCUCAAAGAAGGGCGCUGUGAAAAACAUUUCCCCAUCUUUUCAUCGAUCGCGUCCGGGUUUUCUUCGGAACCGAGCGGCGUGCGUGGCUGUGUUAUGUCCGAGUCGGGUGCGAGCGCCGGUUCUGUCGUGUCGGACCCACAGCACUCCACGAAACUGCUCCGGGCCCUCCGCUCGUUCCGUCAAGAAAAAUGUUUCCAAGACGCAGUUCUGGUCCUCGACGGUGAAGAGAUACCAGUCCAGAAGAACAUCCUGGCAGCUGCUAGCCCGUAUAUCAGGACAAGACUAAACUACAACCCACCGAAAGAAGAUGGUUCCAUUUGUAAGAUUGAACUCCAUGGGAUUUUGGUCUCCGUGAUGAAUGAGAUUCUGGACUACAUCUUCACUGGAGAGAUCCGGCUGGGCGAGGAAACCAUACAGGACAUGGUGCAGGCCGCAGACCUGCUGCUGCUCACCGACCUCAAGGCCCUGUGCUGCGAGUUCCUGGAGGGCUGCAUCGCGGCGGAGAACUGCAUCGGGAUCCGCCAGUUCGCCCUGCACUACUGCCUGCACCACGUGCAUUACGUGGCCACCGAGUUCCUGGAGACCCACUUCCGCGAUGUCAGCAGCACUGAGGAGUUCCGCGAGCUGUCUCCCGAGCGGCUGAAAGAGAUCAUCUCCCUAGAGAAGCUGAAUGUGGGCAAUGAGAAGUACAUCUUUGAAGCUGUGGUCAAAUGGAUAGCCCAUGACCUGGAAGCCAGGAAGGUGUACAUGAAGGAUGUGAUGUCUGAGGUCUGGGUGAAUGGCUUGGACCCCAACUAUGUCCGGGAGCAGAUGCUGAGCGAUCCACUGGUGAGGGAUAUCAUCCGGGAGUGUAACAAUAUUCCCCUGAGCCCACAUCAUGGAGAGGCACUCCUGGCCACCUUCAAGCCCCGCGGAUACUCCGAGUGCAUCAUUACGCUGGGCGGAGAGGACCGGGCGACUCGUAAGCCCUCUGCAGUCAUGCGCUGCAUGUGUCCACUUUAUGACCCAAACCGCCAGCUCUGGAUCGACCUUGAACCAAUGAGCACUGCACGAUACGGCCAUGGGGUGGUAGCAGCAGAGGGAUUCCUGUUCGUGGUAGGAGGGCAGGAUAAAAACAAAGCUUCCCUGAGCUCAGGCGAAAGGUACGAUCCUGACAGCAACAGCUGGAGCCCCAUUCCCCCCAUGAAUGAGCCCAGGCACAACUUUGGAAUAGUAGAGAUUGAUGGCCUGAUCCAUGUCCUUGGUGGCGAGGAUGGGGAGAAAGAGUUGCUCUCCAUGGAAGUGUAUGACAUGCAUGUCAAGACCUGGAAGACUCAAUCCAGCAUGACCAUGGUCAGGAAGAUUGGAUGCUAUGCAACUAUGAACAAGAAGAUCUAUGCAAUGGGUGGAGGCUCUUAUGGGAAACUCUAUGAGUCAGUGGAGUGUUAUGACCCGAAGACACAGCAAUGGACAGCAAUCUGCCCUCUCAAGGAAAGAAGGUUUGGAGCAGUGGCCUGUGGUGUUGGACAGGAGCUGUAUGUGUUCGGUGGGGUGAGGAGCCGAGAGACAGACGACCCCCAGACCAGCGAGAUGCUGACCUGUAAAUCUGAAUUCUACCACGAUGAGUUCAAGAGGUGGAUGUAUCUGGAUGACCAGAAUCUGUGCAUUCCAACCAGUUCGUCCUUCGUCUAUGGAGCAGUACCUAUUGGUGCCAGUAUCUAUGUGGUUGGUGAUCUAGAUACAGGUACCAGCUAUGACUACGUGCGGGAGUUCCGGAGGAGUACGGGCACGUGGCACCGGACCAAGCCCCUGCUGCCCUCCGACCUGCGCCGGACCGGCUGCGCCGCCCUCCGCAUCGCCAACUGCAAGCUGUUCCGGCUGCAGCUCCAGCAGGGCCUGUUCCGCAUCCGGGUGCCCUCCACGUAGGCACCCCAAGGCCGCCGCCUUCGUCAACCGGGAGGGAACAAGAUCACCAACGGCAACGAAGCUUCACGCAAGGCAUUCGAACCAGUAUUACUUGUCAACGAGCGACAUAACGAAAAACCACAAUGCUUUGCUCUGGUGUCACUAAGGAAAUGCAGUGACUGUGGCGAAUGCUUAAAUCUUCAGACAACCUAGUACGACUAAGUCAUUUGCGAUACUUUAUUGAGAAAGGAAAGCACUAGUCAGGGGGUGAUACUUUAUUUGAGGGUUUGCCACAGGUAAAACCGACUAAAGGAGAUCUUUUGUUGUUAUUUUCAGUGGUCUCUGCACUUACUAAUCUGAGGUGUGUUUUAACAAGUGACCGUUCUUCAUCACCAAUUUUACUAAAGGAGGAAUAGUUUGAUUAUGCAACAUGUAUUAGUGUUACCUACCAAUUCUUUGCCUAGGUGAAAAAGUUCCAUAGUGGUGUUAGUCCUGUAUUUGACUUGUAAUUGUUACUGCAGCUGUGUCCAGGUUUGUAAUGGGGUUAUUUUCUUAAGUGGCAGAUUGACAAGUUUUAUAGUUGAACUACUAUAUUUAAAAGAAGCUGGAUCAUGUUCAAAGCAUUUACUUGAGCGAAAAUCCAAAUAUUAGUUCUUCCUGAGAAAGAAUGACACAUAGGUACUCCCAACAGAGAAUGACAUGCAGCUGUGUGUUGAGGUUCUGAGCUUUGUGUCUUUUGUUCCGUUGAUUAUGUCCUGUCAGGGGACAUGCGGUACUCUUAUCGCCAUGAAAUGCAUUAAUUGGGAAUUUUACAUUUAAAGACAUGCUUGCCAUGCUCUUCAUUCCAGUCCCAGCUGGAAGAGUAAGAAGUAGUGGAUGCUAUAAAAAAAAAGGUAAAGGGAACUCUUUCAGGGAGAGAAAAUGUAAUCUUGAAAUGGUGCCUUUAAAACAAAGGGUUUUAAUGCAUGUUCAUUCCAUGUUCAUUCCAUGAAGAUAGGCACAAUAUUUAGUGAAAUGGAUGUCUGCUGUGUCGAUUCUGAGGAUCAAUGUUGUGGGUCCUUAGCCAGGUCUGCUGCUGUCUGGGCCAUCUCCGGGCGCUGGUUAUGACUCAGGUAGCAGUUACAGGAUUGUCAGUAUGCAAAGAAUGGACUGUUCAUUUCAAACACUACCACUUCAAUCUCGGCAUUGAGCUUCUGCCAACACCAUCAUGGCCCUGCUGGAAUAUUGUAAGGAAGCAAGUCUGAAGCAUGGAUCCACUUGCAAAGCCAGGGUGCUUUCUUCAUGAUUGUAGCAAUUCCCUGAUGCCAGUUUUUAAAUGAAGUGGCAUUGCAGGGAGCAGCAGUUUAUUGCAGGUGCCUGGAUUUAAAAUCAUUAUCCAAUCCAGCGGGUUUAGAGGCAGUCCACUGCCAGACUGACUUUAUCGGUUCACUUUGUAAGGAUGGUUAAUGCCUAGAUUAUUACUUGCAUGUGGACUGAAAGCUCAUUGAUACUAUAAUUUUGAGAUUUAGUAUUUUAGUGUAGUUGCUGUGAGUACAUAUCUGAAUAAAAAUAAAAAUUGAAAAGUGCAGUCAUAUGCAUUUCAAAACAUAUUUUGUCUAAUUUACAGCUCUGUCAAGAUGGCAGACCUAAGCUUGGGACUUCUGUAGUUUUUUGGUGGCAUUCAGAAGCUUGCACAAGAUAUUGAAUUAAGGAUAACCUCAAAUGAGGUGGUACGUCAUAUAUUCAAGUCCUUUGAGCCACUUUGUUCAGAGAGUCAAACUAAUGGGAAUCUUUUUAUAUAACUUGAAAUAAGUAUAACUUGGUUUUGGAUGCUUGCAAGCUAUUUCCUGCAAAAGGGGACCUGAGCACGGCAUAUUCAAGUUUUACUUAGGAUUCAUUUCCAGAAAGGGAGCUUUUUGUACAUCUGCAUGCAUGUUUUUUUGUUCAAGAGUAAGCUUUAGUUCCCAGUGCCCUAGCAUAAUAACUGUUUAUUUUAAUGCAUUGAAUUAUAAGUGAGUCUGUAAUAAUGCCUUAUUUUUAUUUAUUGGGUAGUUAAAAAUACAGUGCUAUCUUAACAUGAUGGCCUUUAACUAUAACUCUUUCAGUUUUACAGUUCUGAUGGAUAAAAAAACUGAAUUUUUGUUAUUGGGGCAGAUGCUGUGAAUGCAGCCGGCCUCCGGGAAAUCAGAAACCUGCUUAUACAAUCUUCGGAGAUUGUGAAAAAUUGUUAAAGAAGCCAGAUAAUUCUAGGAAGUUCCAAGACCUCAAGUCAAGUUUCUAGCCCAUGUAACAAACUCUGCAAAUAAAGCAACUCUGUGAUCAGAAAAUAAGGCUUCUUUUGAAAGUAAUGUCCCAUGAUUGUCAUCCUGUUUGUUUGGACUGUACUAUCCUUCAGUCCUCUGCAUCAGCAAACAGCGAGCUAACUGCAGCAGUACAGCCUUUGACGCACAUUGAGUACAGAACUCACAACUAUGCUCUAAAAUCUAAGUGACUUAAAACAAGUUAAUUUGUUAUAGCUAAAGCUGAUGCAAAGAGGGACACCUGAAAAGAUGCUUGCUAAUGUUUUUUUUUUUCAUGGCACGGGUCUCUCGAGCUCAACAGUGUCAUGUGUUGAAGUGUUUAGUUUGAGACUGUGCCAGUCUUUGAGAUGACGCGCGUGUUUGUCUCUGCCUUUUAAAUAGAGCAGGAGCAGAAGGCGAGCACACAAGCGCACAAAGGCAGUGUCUCACUUUACCUUGGGGAAGGAAAAUGAAGGGGUUGGUCCUAAAACCGUGGUGAUGUAAAGUCUAGGCUGAGUCCCCAGUGAAAAGCAUUGAAGCAAUUUAAAUAUUUUUGUUGCAAACAAUAUCCAUUGUCCAAUUGUAUAGGAGGAUCAUGAAUAACAAUAAUAGGUUAUUACGAAUUUAUUUUAUGUUAGCUCAAGAGUCAAGAAAGCACAACUUGAAUGUUUACAGGACUCAAAGACGUAGGGUUCUCUUGUUUUUUUCUUUCUGACCUCAUUUACAGUAUGUUCUUCUUUUAAUCUUCCAGAGCUGUUAUUAGUUUAAUUAAAUUGUUAAUUCUUCUUUGCCCAGUUUUGGAAUUAACCUCCCAAAACAAAAUUGAUAUGUCGGCACAGUACUUAGAGAUGCACAAAACAUAAGUUUUCUGUGUAGUGAUGGGAGUAUUUUAUUCAGAGUAUGCUGUCUCAUCCAUUUUGUACUUCAUUUGUUGGUUUUCUUCUUGAACUGUUGCAAGUAUUUUGGUAAUAUACCAUUAACAUAACUGUCAUCUUUAUUAAAGAUAAAGAUUUUAAAAUUUUCCUUUAAAAAGCAUUAGUUACCCUCAUGAGGUAAUGUGUUGUAGUGUUUCUGUGUUUAUAUUUUUAUGGAAAAGGAACAGCCGGUGAACGGAGUGUCAGUGAUUCCUCAGAGGUAGGAAAGGAAUUGAGAUACACCUGAUCCUCCUGUUUCAUGUGCUCUUUGAGCAGGUUCUUUGGAAGAGUGCUUCAACCUUUCAGUGUCUGUUCUCUUCAAUCUGUGCAUAUUUUUUUCUGUAGCAGUUUGUAACUGCAGUAGUGCUCAAGAGACUAAGAAGUCAAAGAAUAUUAAUGUUCUAAAAAAGGAGCAAUCAUGUGCAGUAGCAUGUGUCCAGCAAGCUCUGUUUGAGACAUCAUAACACAUUCAGCUACAGAAUUAAAAAGUUGCAGUAAAAUGGACUGAAAAAUUGACAUUUUACCAUCCUAUGUCCUUAGUUCUGUUUUGGUGACAGUUUCUUCUCAGCAGAGACAUAGCCCUUAAAACACAUGACAUCUACCCAAUAAUGAGACAUCAAAAACCUUUCAGGUUGUGUUUGCUGUUCUGAACAUUCGUGAACAGUUUCUUCUAAUCUUUAUUGAAGGUUUUUUUUUGUGACACUUUAUUUGACAGAGGUGAACACCAUAGCGUAGUACAUUAACAGACCCUGGAGGCAUUAAAGCAGGGUUUGUUACUGAUGUUUGUUACAUAGAGAGACUCAGGCAAUCUUCAGGCAAUUUCUAAAACAACCUUUUGUGAACAUCAGACAGAUAUGACCCUCUUUUGUUUUUCCUUUUUGGCCUAGCCAGGAUUGCACAACGGUUUGUUUGAGAAAAAAAGUAUAUUUGGGUCAGAAGAGUCGAGCGAAUGUCUCAGCACCAUCACCAGUUUCUCUUUUAACGAGAACUAGAACGACCAGGAAGCUUUAUAGAAAAACAUGCUAAAUUUGCAUAAUACUAUUUUUCUGAGAAGCAAAAGGAUUUAUAGCUACUGUAUUUUUUGUAUCCUUUUAAUCCUGAAAUUUGUAUUUUGGAAAGUACUUAAAGAUUGCUU